CAUAUUUCAUUGCAACACAUCAACACGAGGAAAAGCUGACAUGCCAGACGUGAUCAACAGGAGAGAUGUUUUUCCUCGAGUUUUAAGACGUGAUUUAUAUGUAACGUGACGUAAAAUGACAGAGUCUAGAGAGGGAUCCUCAAAUAAGUGGCAGUAACUGUAAGUUGAAAUUCACCGAUCUCAGCCAAAGAUGGAUCCCUUGCAAAGAAUUAUCACAGCUGGCAAAGGAAGCGAUUGGGACAAUGAUUUGCAGAACAGCGAGGAAGAAAGUGAACAAGACUCGAGUGAAGACGAAAUCGGAGAAAUAGAGGAAGCCCUCCUCCAACGCAUUCACUACGCCGAAGACUACCCGGAGGAUCAUGGCUCCACCCCUGGAGAAGGAGCAGAGGGCUUACUCCCACAAUGCAGUGGAGAGACUCUCUCCAAUAUAACAAUCAAAAGAUUAGGCAGAGAGGACAUUACGAUUGAAAGGAUAGAUACCAGAAUAGGCAUUCAAGAAAAAGGAAGGAGUCUGACUUCGGCAAAAGCUGAGAAAGUGUUUGAACCUAUAAGUGGCAGCGUAGCAUGUGACUUUGCCAAAUCUACUCAGGUUGAGUCUAUAAAGGACCACAGGGAGACAUUCGACAGUGACAGUCCUCAGACACUGACGGUACACGGGUCUGACUCAGAGAGUGAAUCCAAAUAUAAAGCAAUCAAGUCUAAAACCAAAUCUGGCAAAGAGGCAGAGAGUAGUUCCGCAUCUGUGAUUGAAAUUUCGUCUAGCAGUGGUGAGGCAGAGGGUUCAACGGGGAGAAUCAAGUACUUGAAGAUGAGAAAUGACAUUGAUGUUGUAUCAAUCAACUGCAGAGAAGGUGAUUCGGACGUGGGUUCCUACAGCGAUUCUGAAAUUGUCUUCACGGACCAAAUGUUACCAACUCCGGAACCGUCUCCACCGGACAAAGCAACAAAACGGCAGUGGCGGAAUUCUGGAGAUAGUACUGGCAUCACCAAUCCAGUCAAAACAUCGACAAGGGUAAAACUGAAGAGAACGGUCAUUGAUGCAGAACUGAGAAGCAUUUUAAACGAGUUGAAGAAUGAGUCCAGUGAAGACGAUUACUCAGAAGCCAUGGUGAUAGAGUCACACAGUGAGGAUGAGGCACUGAAUGUGAACUUUGACUCUGACCCCAUGCAAGGGAAGGUUCACAAGCAGGAUUCCCAGAGUUCGUUGAAUGAGAACAAACGCACAAUACACCGCUAUUAUCAAGAGUCCGAAGGUCUGCCAUACACAUUUUUCAACUGCUCCAAGUAUGGUCACAUGAACAGACACUGUCCGAAUCUAAAACAAGAAAAGAUACAGACAUGCACACUUUGUGGUACCCAGGGUCACAGGUCUCGGCAAUGCUCAAAUGCCCUAUGCUAUAUCUGUUUUCAGCCUGGGCACAAUGCCAAAAGAUGUCCCAACAAGAAACUGCGGUACCUGACUUGUCGUCGAUGCUCCAUGAAGGGACAUACAGAACAGCUUUGCCCUGAUAGAUGGCGACAGUAUCAUCUAACAACGAAGCCAGGCAACAUCCAGUGCGACAAAUCCAGGCCAGAGACUAGCAAGCUGGUGGCAGUGAACGGCAAAGUCUUUUGUUACAAUUGCGGCAAGGAGGGUCACUUUGGUCAUGAAUGCUUGGAGAUCCGCAUGGAGCAGCACAUGCCUCUGGUCUUACCGUACGUGGUUCGGUAUGGUCAGAUCCCACAACGGUUCCGGCAAGUUCAGCUGGACAGGUCUAAGCCACCUCAGGAUGCCAGAGGGUUCCAUGCCCCAGGGCCCGGUGCAGAGGUGGACAGUAGGCUGCCCCCCGCUGCCCCCAAGAAGGAGAGACGCAAAACAAAGAGGAAGAGGUUGCGAGCAGAAAAACUUGCUGCAGCUGCAGCAAAAUCUCUCACAGCAGCAGGCAGUACAGGCAAGACAAACGAAAUACAAGCUCCCUCUGCAGAACAGGGAACGAAGGGAAAGAAACGAAAGCUGGAACCAGUGGAAUUGGCAACCACAGACAGCAAAGAUUGUACCAAAGAGCAAUUAGUCAAGAAGUGCCGUAAGAAGACCAAAGCAAAGACUGAGGCAGACGAGAAGCUUGAAAACCAGUUGUCACACCUCCCAAAAAUGGAGAGAAAGACCAUUCUAGGGGAGAUGGACUUGCAACACAAGCAGGAAGCCAGUCACCGGGAGGAGAUAUUAGAUGACUAUGAAGAAACCGACGGGUACAGGCAGGAAAUUGCUCAUGAACUGGCAAAAUUGCCAGCAGAGACCCAGGCAGUACCAGUGGGGAAAAAGAAGAAGAAACGACAGCCAAAGAGCGUACGAAAGAUGUGGGCAGAAUAUCAUCGGGGACUGCAACAGCAGCAGCAACAACAACAGAAGCUGUUGCUGCAGCGACAGCAGCAGCUGCCACCGCCCAAGCAGCAACACGUCUUUUUCAGCUUCAAUUUUGGCCAGUUUGCCGAGCUGGAGAGGAAGUACCUCGAGCAGAGUUUGGACACCGGUUUGCAGGAUGCAAGUUCUGAUGCGUCCCAGAUCCCCACAGUCCAGCAGUCGCAGUUAAACAGAAUAAAUGCAAAGCCAGAUGCCAUGCCUGCAAAGAAGAGACGAAAAAGAAAACCAAAACAUAACAAAGGGGAACCCAACCACAUCCAAACAAGCUUCAAAGGCAAUGACCCACAACGCAGUGUAUCCAUGACAAGCAAUCCAAACUUCAAACCACUGUCAAAGAGGCAACAGAAAAAAGCGAAUUACUACAAGAGAUUGAAUGAAGCAAGGAUCAAGGGGCAAUACAUCAAGGGAGAUGAGCAAGGUGUAGUCAGGCCAAGCUUCAGGUCAGACCGCGGCUUCCAAGUGCAGCUCAAGUUUUGAAAGAUGCAGGGUGUUUCAACUCCUUCAGAACACGCCAGCAAGUCUAACCCUGUUGCUACAGAAACGGAUAGCUGAGGAGAACUUUGCUGCAUGGGUUCUAGAUCUAAUACAUGUAUGUGACCGAAUCUCUCCAAGGAGUCUUCAAAUUAUAUUUCCAGUAAUAACUGCAUUAAAAAGAGCAAACUCAGAUCCUCAUUUUGAUUAACCUCUAGUAAUCCAGCAAUUCGACCAUAGUGCUGUUAAGAGGCACCGUCAAUUGGCAUUUAUACUGUUGCCCUAGUGUUUUGUCUUGCAGCUUGGGAUUCGAACCCAUAACCGCCUUAUUGCUGGUACAGAUGUCGGCCACUCAGUCACUGAGUUUGUUUUGGUCAGCUAGCAAGUUUAAAUCCAAUACAGAAACAGAUUCUGCUGUCAACAAUUACUGAAGGAUUUUUGUUCCUUAGGCUUUCAGAAUUCAGAGUUUACGGUGAGUACAUCACAUUGGAAAAGGACUGUAUCCAAUAUGAAAAAUGUACGUCUCCCAACUGGCCCAUUUUAUGUCAAGUUGUUCAUACUUUGUUAUUCAUUUAUCUGCUAAAGACUUCCACCGAAUUGGACUGGAUGUACAGGCAAAACAAAUUUUCGAAGCAGCCUGUAUCAUGUCAAUGCAACACAAAUUUUAAUAUUUUGUGUCCAUUUAGUUACGGGGAAGGUUGUCAUACACUAAAGUUUAUUUUGGUGAAACCUCAUGUUACAAUAUACUGCAGAUCUUUCUCACGGUUCUUACUUCUCACCUGAAAAAUGGAAAUAUGUUGUAGCACAACGACUGUAAAUUGUUUUCAUUUAGUAGAUAACUUGGUGAAUUACUUAAAAAAUAAUGAUAUCUUGCUCUUUUUGCAUUCUUGUGCACAACUUUCCCUUUAAAAAAGAAAACAUAUUUAUUUGGGGUUGCAUAAGAUGCGUCACAAAAGCAAAACAAAGUCACGUAUUGGUAAUCGCAUAUCACUCUUUUUUUUGCUGCAUCUUUAUACGUGUACAUGUACGUGCAUAUAACUGAUGAAAAUAAAAACAGGAUCUGAAAUGCA
Messenger RNA from Acanthaster planci (crown-of-thorns starfish), 3942 nucleotides. RefSeq lists its product as uncharacterized. Gene Ontology annotation, molecular function: RNA binding; zinc ion binding. Gene Ontology annotation, biological process: nuclear polyadenylation-dependent rRNA catabolic process; nuclear polyadenylation-dependent snRNA catabolic process; nuclear polyadenylation-dependent CUT catabolic process. The record is from RefSeq and is a predicted model, not a curated record. Gene Ontology annotation, cellular component: TRAMP complex. Lineage: Eukaryota; Metazoa; Echinodermata; Asteroidea; Valvatida; Acanthasteridae.